AUGAUUGUGAAGGCAGAAAAGUUGACCAAGCCAAAAAAUAUGUCUGAGGAAUUGUCUGGCGUUACUGUAGUCAUAAUCAUAGGCCUAGGAGUCCUCACUUUCCUCCUCUUGUUCAUAUUUGCUAAAAGACAGAUCAUGCGCUUUGCUCUUAGGUCACGAAGGGGGCCCCAUAUUCCUAUAGGACAUGAUGGAUCAAAGGUUUUAAAACGUGAAAUUGAGAGAAGAAUUGAUCUUAUACAGAAAAUUGAAUGUGAGCCAUUGUUGAUAAGCAAAACAGAUCCUAGAUAUAUUGUUUGCCCUGGGCAACAAAUUCCAGCUCACUAUUACCGACUCAAAGCUGUAGAUGAUGUUAAAAUUCUAGAGGGUGAGAUUACAAAACAGGAUCCUUGUCUUUUUCGCCACCCAACUGAAAACCUGAGAGCAUAUCUCUUGACAACUCUAGCUGCACCUUUGAAUGGCAGUGGUCAGAGACUGAUUCACCAGUUUUGUGAUAUGUAUGAGCAUGCUAGACAUGAUCCAAAUCAUUUUGGAGAUGAAGAAUAUCAGCAGUAUAACAGACUUUUAUUAAAAUUAGUUGAUGCAGCAAAGCUACUCAAGUCCUAUAACACAAGUAGAAAGUCAUCUCCAAAUAGGACUCCUCAAAGGAAACAUCCUGUGGAACGUAAUAGAAAUGUGCAUUUGAGUUACACUACAGAGGAGGAAGUGCUUAGCAUUUCAGAAAGACUGGACUCUAGGCCUGCUACAUUGGCUAUAUCUGUGACAGCUGACAAUGAAACUGCUGUAUAG
This is a messenger RNA of Phaedon cochleariae (mustard beetle), 786 nucleotides long. NCBI's taxonomy places the organism in Eukaryota, Metazoa, Arthropoda, Insecta, Coleoptera, Chrysomelidae. The record is from the annotation of a GenBank genome assembly.